UUUCUUUGAUAUCUUUUAAAGUUCCCUGAACGGUCACCCUUUGCAUAACAAUAUUCACAUUUUUUGUUUCAUACAUUUUGUAUAAAUUUAUCAAAUAAAAGGAUGUCUCUGUCGCCAGCCAGUGGCAUUGGUCGCUUCUAUGCCAAGUCGGCGAAAAUUAUACGAUUCGUGCGCCUGGGCUGCACAAACCGCCCUUUUUACCACAUUGUAGUCAUGGAGAGGCGCAAGAAUCAGCACCAGCCUGUCAUAGAGCAGGUGGGCUCCUUUGAUCCCCUGCCUAACGAUUUCAAUGAGCGUUUGGUUGCCCUAAACACCGAGAGAAUUCGCUUUUGGUUGGGAAAAGGUGCUCACUUGUCUACGCCGGCUGCAGAGCUCCUGGGAAUCGCCGGACUACUGCCCAUCCACCCACGCACCUACAUGUCCGCCUGGCGGAACCGGAGAGCAGCCGCCGAAGCGGAGGCCACAGCUGAAAAGGCGGAAUCAACCGCUUAAAGAUCGCAGUUCUUCAAUAAAAACCUCGUUUUCGUUUUACAAUUAA
Messenger RNA from Drosophila rhopaloa, 538 nucleotides. It is a transcript of the gene mRpS16, whose product is annotated as probable 28S ribosomal protein S16, mitochondrial. Bases 103 to 492 code for a protein of 129 amino acids. Gene Ontology annotation, molecular function: structural constituent of ribosome. Lineage: Eukaryota; Metazoa; Arthropoda; Insecta; Diptera; Drosophilidae. Gene Ontology annotation, cellular component: ribosome; mitochondrial small ribosomal subunit. The record is from RefSeq and is a predicted model, not a curated record. Gene Ontology annotation, biological process: mitochondrial translation. The transcript has 2 exons.